AUGUCGAUUAUGAGCUACAACGGAGGUACUGUGCUGGCGAUGGCUGGUAACGAGUGCGUGUGCAUUGCAACGGAUCUCCGUUUUGGUGAACAGAUGACCACUGUGGCUGUUGACCAGAAGAAGGUGCAUAAAAUUUCCGAUAAAGUUUACGUUGGUCUUGCCGGUUUUGCUUCUGAUGCAAAGACAGUGUUGGAGAAGAUCAACUUCCGGAAAGGGCUUUACGAGUUACGCGAAAAUCGAAAGUUGAAACCAGAGGUCCUUGCUACAAUGAUUUCUAACUUGUGUUAUCAACAUCGCUUUGGGUCUUUCUUCACCGAGCCACUGGUUGCUGGACUUGAUCCGAUCACCAGCAAGCCCUACAUUUGUGCCAUGGACACCAUCGGGUGCAUCGCUGCUCCAAGAGACUUUGUGGCUGUUGGAACGGGACAAGAAUAUUUGCUGGGUGUUUGUGAAACUUUCUGGCGCGAGAACAUGAAUGCUGAUGAUUUGUUCGAGGCGACCGCUCAAUCGAUAUUGUCUGCACUUGAAAGGGACGCCGCCAGUGGUUGGGGAGCUGUCGUUUACACGAUCACAAAGGAUAAUGUUAAUGUCCGCACAAUCAAGGCUCGUAUGGAU
This is a messenger RNA of Mesorhabditis belari, 615 nucleotides long. The record is from the annotation of a GenBank genome assembly. NCBI's taxonomy places the organism in Eukaryota, Metazoa, Nematoda, Chromadorea, Rhabditida, Rhabditidae.